CGGUCACAUAAUUUUGGUCACGAAGUAAAUCAUAUGAUUUCGUGAAAACUGUGAAAAUUUUUAGACGACGGACAAAAGGCACUCGCACUGCAAGCAUACAGUAGUACGUGAAUUCCUUCGGAACAAUUGAAUUUCGUUUUCGGUUUUGCACAAGUGAAAAAAAAAAUCCCUCAAGAUGGCUUUAAGCGAUGCUGAUGUACAAAAACAGAUCAAACACAUGAUGGCAUUCAUUGAGCAGGAGGCCAAUGAAAAAGCCGAAGAGAUCGAUGCAAAGGCCGAAGAAGAGUUCAAUAUUGAGAAGGGCCGUCUCGUCCAGCAGCAGCGUCUCAAGAUCAUGGAGUAUUAUGAGAAGAAGGAGAAGCAGGUUGAGCUGCAAAAGAAAAUUCAGUCAUCAAACAUGCUUAAUCAGGCUCGCCUCAAGGUGCUUAAAGUGCGUGAGGAUCAUGUGAGCAGCGUACUCGAUGAGGCCCGCAAACGCCUGGGCGAAGUCACUAAAAACCAGGGCGAAUACAAGACCGUCUUGACCAAGCUUAUUGUGCAAGGACUCUACCAGGUGAUGGAGCCUAAAGUAACCUUGCGCUGUCGUGAAGUUGAUGUGUCGCUGGUGCGCGAUGUGCUCCACGAUGCUGCUGAGCAGUACAAAUCCCAAAUGAAGCAGGAUGUUGAGUUGUACAUUGAUGAGAAAGAAUAUCUGUCAGCCGACGCAUGCGGAGGUGUUGAGCUGUUGGCUUUAAAUGGACGCAUCAAGGUUCCCAAUACCCUGGAGUCCAGAUUAGAGUUGAUUUCACAGCAACUUGUGCCAGAAAUUCGUAACGCUCUAUUUGGUCGCAACGUUAAUCGCAAAUUCACCGAUUAAAUGUUUAAUUAAGUAACAACAAAAAAUACAAAACAAAAGUUCAAGAUAAUAACAACAACCCACAUUUUGAAAAGAAAGAAGAAAAAAAACUGCAGAAAAAACUUGAUAUUUUCAACUCAUUCAAACUAUAAAUUGUACUGUAAUUAUUAUUGUCGUUGUCGUUUUAUAUUGAAAUUGCGAAAACAACAAAUGAUUUGUUCAAAUAUGUAUGCUACAAUUAUAAGUUAUUUACGUAUUUGCCAAUAUUUACAACUCACCAUUUUCGAAGAUGUGACAGAUUAAUCUAAAUCCUUAGAAUGAGUUUGUUAAUUUAUAAUAACAUUCCUCAUUGCGGUCCAUUUUUUAAAUUUGCCAUUGCGAAUGUGUAUUUUGUUUUGCCCUUGUUUGUAUAUUUUUUGCUGGACAGUUUAUACAUAUAUAUAUAUACUAUCGUUGAUUUUUGUUAUCUUCCUUUUUAGAAAUGUUAUAAAGAAAUAUUUGAAUACAAUAUGUGUGUGACAUCAGCGGCAGCAUUCUGUGCCACUCCCAGGCUGCGCAAGCGUACAAUCAGCAUUAUUGUCCUGCGGCUCAACGAAAUAAUCAACUGCAUUUCGCUGGCCCGAGGACAAUGUACACUUGCGCACUUGUGACUGGCACUGUUAACUAUAAUAAUCAUUAAUCAUGUCUGUUGUUGUUUGACAAAGUUACAUUUAUUCAUGCACGCCAAGUUAUCGAAGUAUUGCCAAGUGGCCCCAUAAAUAUAAUAAAAACUUGCUAAAUUUGUUAAUUGUAUCCUGUUUAACCUGCUUCCAAUUCAUAUAAAUCGUAUACGUAUAUAAUUACCAAAAACAAAAAAAAUGGAAAUUAGUUACUUCAAAUUAUUUAUAUAUGUUAAGCUGCCGCUUUGUCGUAUCACUUUUAAUCGCACGUUAAUAUCUGAUCCAUGCAAUCAUAAUUGUAUUUAAAUAUGUGAGUUCAAGUAAAAAUCUUAGCAUAGAUCAAUAGCAUAUGCAUUAUAAUAACACCGAGUAACUUGAAAUACAUACAACUACAAUAAAA
Messenger RNA from Drosophila busckii, 1894 nucleotides. RefSeq names its product V-type proton ATPase subunit E (gene Vha26). Lineage: Eukaryota; Metazoa; Arthropoda; Insecta; Diptera; Drosophilidae. Gene Ontology annotation, molecular function: proton-transporting ATPase activity, rotational mechanism. Bases 176 to 856 code for a protein of 226 amino acids. Gene Ontology annotation, biological process: proton transmembrane transport. The record is from RefSeq and is a predicted model, not a curated record. Gene Ontology annotation, cellular component: proton-transporting two-sector ATPase complex, catalytic domain. The transcript has 5 exons.